AUGCGUAAUAACGCUGCUGAGAAAUUACUUAGCACUGCCCGAAUGGAGUCUCUCUCCAUCACAGAGAAUGACUUUGCGGAGUAUAUGGACCGCAAUGAUCCCCUGCAGGAACACCGUCAUUCUUAUUAUAUUCCCAAACAACGUGAUGGAUCGGAUUAUGUGUAUAUAUGCAGUAAUGCCCUUGGCCUGCAGCACCGGGAUGUAGAGUCUGGUGUUGGUGGGGCUUUAAAGAAAUGGCGGGAGUUGGGUGUGUUGGGGGAAUACAGACAUCCAAAUCCUUGGGUGGAGUUGGAUAGUUUGGGUAGAAAAGAAAUGGCUUCUAUUGUGGGAGCACAGGAGAGUGAGGUGGUUUCCAUGAAUUCCCAAGGUGUGAAUUUACAUCUUAUGUUAAUGGCUUUUUAUAAACCAAAGGGGAAACGACGAAAGAUUGUGGUGGAGAAUCACUCAUUCCCAAGUAAUACACACGCCCUCACUUCACAAUUAGAAGCUCGUGGAAUGAAUGUUGCGGAAGAUCUUCUUUUUGUUGGGGCACCUGGACAUGAAAUGUGGGAAAGUACGCCUGUUCCUAUUCCAACAGAACAGUUUAUUUCCAUACUUGAGAAACGUGGAGAGGAGAUUGCGGUUCUUUUGGUAAGUGCUGUACAUUUCAUUACGGGACAACUUGUGGAUAUUCCCGCAUUAGUGCGGGCAGCGCAUGCACGUGGUGUUAUUAUUGGUGUGGAUUGUGCUCAUGCUGCUGGAAAUGUACCAUUACGUUUACAUGAAUGGGAUGUGGAUUUUGCCUAUUGGUCUACCUGUAUGUAUUUAAACAGUGGACCUGGUAAUCUUGGUGGGGCCUUUGUGCACAGUAAACACACACUUGCGGGUAAUGAACUGAAGGGAUUGCGUGGAUGGUGGGGCCACGACCGGCGACUGCGGAAGAGUUUACACCGCACAUUUGAGCCGGCGGAGGGGGCGGCGGGAUUUCAAAUUAGUAACGUGCCCGUCCUUGGCAUGAUGGCACUAUUGCCGAGUCUGCGGCUAAUGGCGGCUAUUGGCAUGGGACCAUUGCGGGAGAAGUCUAUGUUGUUAACGGCGUAUUUGGAAUUAUUACUGGGGGAAUUACUCCCACCGGCUGUGGUGGAGGUCAUCACCCCAGUGGAUCCCAAUCAACGCGGGGCACAACUCUCCAUUCGUAUUCUUCCACACAAAUUAGCAUCGGGAAUAACGGCACAGGAGUCUUAUGAUUGUGGAGCGGUGGGGGAUAGUGAUGCGGAGAUUAUGGAACGACAAUUGGCGGAUAAAGGUGUACUGGUGAAUCACCAACCACCGGAUAUGUUGUUACUGGCACCAGUGCCAUUGUAUAACUCUUUUAUGGAUGUACUCCUCACCGUACGUGCCAUUGCGGAGUGUUUUUAA
This is a messenger RNA of Trypanosoma theileri, 1398 nucleotides long. RefSeq names its product kynureninase. NCBI's taxonomy places the organism in Eukaryota, Euglenozoa, Kinetoplastea, Trypanosomatida, Trypanosomatidae. Gene Ontology annotation, cellular component: cytoplasm. The transcript has a single exon. Gene Ontology annotation, molecular function: kynureninase activity; pyridoxal phosphate binding. Gene Ontology annotation, biological process: NAD+ biosynthetic process. The coding region runs from base 1 to 1398 and encodes 465 amino acids. The record is from RefSeq and is a predicted model, not a curated record.